UCCCGACCCUCUCCCUCCCUCCCUCCCUCCCUCCCUCCCUCUCUCUCUCUCUCUCUCAAAAAUGGAGGGUAGGAUUAAGAAGAUUAACAAGGAAGCAUGGACUGCGGAGGAAGACAGAAAAUUAGCUGAGGUCAUUGCAGUUAGCGGAGCUAGAAGAUGGCAGGCCAUUGCAGCUAAAGCAGGCUUGAAUAGGAGUGGCAAGAGUUGCAGACUAAGAUGGAUGAAUUAUCUGAGGCCCAACAUAAAGAGAGGCAACAUUUCAGACCAAGAAGAGGAUUUGAUACUUAGGCUUCACAAGCUCCUCGGAAAUAGGUGGUCUUUGAUUGCAGGGAGAUUGCCAGGACGGACAGAUAACGAGAUCAAGAACUAUUGGAAUUCUCAUUUGAGCAAGAAAAUUAAUAACCGAAAGGAGAAACAAAUUAGUCAAGCUUCGAGUGAAGGGGAUGAGAUGGAACAGGUAAGAGAAUUAGAAGAGAAGAAAUCAUCAGAGAGUAGUGAAGACCACUUAAAAGCCAUCGCCAGCUUUGAUAUGGAUGAUCUCUUCGAUUUCUCCAUGAGAACCCCUCUAAAUCUCGGCUGGCCAAGCGAGUUUCUUCUGUCGGAGGACGACAAUGGUCUGAAAGGAUCAUGCUCAUGUAUCCACGAAACUCUUCGCGAAUUUAAUAAACAAUAACUGUUUAUUUCCAUACGCUCAAUCUACUGCUGUUUGAAGUCGAUGCAGUUCAAAAAUGUUGAUCCGUCGUGUUUAAUCUGGUUCUGCCUUGAUCA
This is a messenger RNA of Eucalyptus grandis, 768 nucleotides long. Its product is annotated as transcription factor MYB1. The record is from RefSeq and is a predicted model, not a curated record. Gene Ontology annotation, biological process: cell differentiation. The transcript is spliced from 3 exons. Bases 62 to 673 code for a protein of 203 amino acids. Gene Ontology annotation, molecular function: transcription cis-regulatory region binding. Gene Ontology annotation, cellular component: nucleus. Lineage: Eukaryota; Viridiplantae; Streptophyta; Magnoliopsida; Myrtales; Myrtaceae.